UCCCAACCACACAAACCGACCGCCGUCUCGCAAACAGUCAGCCCUCCCUCAAUCUUGCCCACUAUUUCAACACCACGCCUCGGCCUGCACGAACGAACGUAUCCCUCUCCAUCCCUUGCCUACACUACCCGACAGACACUCUCCCUCCAUACUUCUGCGACAGACAACAUGGCCGCCACCUACUUCUCGCAAUUCGCCGCCUUCACGCCCAACCCCAGCGCGCGCUUCAACGCGCAACUCGCCGCCCUAGCGCAGCACCAAAACUGGUCCAAGGCAGAGAAAAAGCAGCGCCGCGGCGAAGCCAUCGAAGCCGAGUUCCACGACCUCUACGGCACCGACUACGGCCGCCUGGACAAAUGGCAGGAGCUGUGCCAGGACGUUGGCGUUGACGCCGUGCCCAGCACGGUUGGCGGGUGCAAGAAGGCGCUGAAGACUGCGAUGGUCAACAUCGUCAACCUGAUCGAUCACAAGCGGACGGGCGCUCCGCUCAAGCAAUUCGGCUCGUACAAAGAGUUCCGCAAGUACACGAUGGAUGGGCGCACGCUUGCGAAGGAGAAGGCGAAGCGGAAUGCGUUCCUCAGGGUGCUUCUUCGGGUCGUUGUCUAA
Trematosphaeria pertusa is the source of this 606-nucleotide messenger RNA. RefSeq lists its product as uncharacterized. The coding region runs from base 169 to 606 and encodes 145 amino acids. Lineage: Eukaryota; Fungi; Ascomycota; Dothideomycetes; Pleosporales; Trematosphaeriaceae. The transcript is spliced from 2 exons. The record is from RefSeq and is a predicted model, not a curated record.